UAUGCCUAUUUUACCCACCAACCUUACAAAUUCAUUCAUCAACCUCUCUGAAAGUUCCAAAACCAAUCUCUCUCUCUCGCCACCACCAUCACCACCACCCCCUCUCUAACAGAAGUUGAAGAAGCAACCAUUUUGGUUUCCCCUAUCCUGAAAUCAUGCCCUCCAACGCCCCUCCAUCCUCCGUCCUCCUCCACCGAAUCAACCCGGACCCUACCCAGGCCGUGGCCGCCGCCACGACGGCCACCAUGUGCCACGACUACCCGGAGCGCACGCCCCUCGCGUGCCCCGUCCCCGAGGCGGCCGCCCUCCACCACACCUACGCCGUCGGCCCCAACCAGUGCUGCUCCGCCGUGGUGCAGCGCAUCGACGCCCCGCUCCCCACCGUCUGGUCCUUCGUCCGCCGCUUCGACAACCCCCAGGCCUACAAGCACUUCGUCAAGAGCUGCCACGUCCUCGCCGGCGACGGCGGCGUCGGCACCCUCCGCGAGAUCCGCGUCGUCUCCGGCCUCCCCGCCGACAACAGCACCGAGCGCCUCGAGAUCCUCGACGACGAGCGCCACGUCAUCAGCUUCAGCGUCGUCGGCGGCGAGCACCGCCUCGCCAACUACAGGUCCGUCACCACGCUCCACACCGCUGGCGACGGCGAAGGCGACGGCGAAGGCACCGUCGUCGUCCAGUCGUACGUCGUCGACGUCCCUCCCGGCAACACCAAGGAAGAGACCUGCGUCUUCGCGGACACCAUCGUCCGCUGCAACCUCCAGUCCCUCUCUCAGAUCUCACAGAACUUGGCCAAGAACAUCAACGACGACAAUAACAAGAACAACACACCCUUCUCUUCGUGAGCGAUCGAUUGUUUCGCAUCCGUUCUUGAUUCUUGUGAUUUUUUGACCUUUUCCUUUAUAUUUUUCUCUCUCUUUUCGAUUUAUUAUUUAGUUAUUAUAAACGUGUUCUUCGAGUGUUCCGGACUCCCUGUUGAUACGCCCGUGGUUUUUUGUGAGUAGCCGAUGUGUGUGUGUUGCCCGUCGCCGAUCAAGAAACGUUUCGCUCCAAUCCAAGUCUGGUUCUAUAUUAUUAUUACUAAAAUUACUUGCACUUGGUCUUUUAGGGUUUGUCUAGUCUUGAUCUGAAUUAUUUUUUUUUUUUCACCCUUUUCUGUGAAUUUUUAUCAAUAACAGCAAUGACAUACUGCAUUUCUGGAA
Syzygium oleosum is the source of this 1199-nucleotide messenger RNA. RefSeq names its product abscisic acid receptor PYL4-like. Gene Ontology annotation, biological process: abscisic acid-activated signaling pathway. Gene Ontology annotation, cellular component: cytoplasm; nucleus. The record is from RefSeq and is a predicted model, not a curated record. The coding region runs from base 156 to 842 and encodes 228 amino acids. Lineage: Eukaryota; Viridiplantae; Streptophyta; Magnoliopsida; Myrtales; Myrtaceae. The transcript has a single exon. Gene Ontology annotation, molecular function: signaling receptor activity; protein phosphatase inhibitor activity; abscisic acid binding.